Molecule: messenger RNA, 2759 nt
Organism: Gallus gallus (chicken)
Lineage: Eukaryota; Metazoa; Chordata; Aves; Galliformes; Phasianidae
Gene: NXNL1
Product: nucleoredoxin-like 1
Exons: 2
Coding region: 536-1159 (207 amino acids)
Biological process (GO): photoreceptor cell maintenance
Cellular component (GO): mitochondrion
Source: RefSeq, a predicted model, not a curated record
AACGGAGCGCGGCGCGGCGGAGCGGUGUUCCGCUUCGCUGUCCCCGAGGCGAAGAAGGGGGAAUGGGGCAAAAAGCACCGGGAAAAGGCGUCGGAGCCGUAAUUCUAAUAGAAAACGGAGUUGUCCUUUCUGUUUCUCCCGUUAACGCGGAGAAGAACGGAGGCUCCAUCCCUCUGUGCGAGAAAACCGGGACAGCCGCACCGGGAAAAGACUUCUUUUUGGCCUUAAUUCUAACGGAGAACGAGCUGCUGUUGGUUGCUGUGCUUGCCUGUUUGCUUGUCCGCCCCGUUAAGACGCAGUGCCCCAUCUCUCACCCCCCAGCGCUGUGGGAUCUGUGCCAGGGACCCAACGCAGCGCCGCCCCCGCACGCAUUGACCCCUCGCUUUAAUCCGAUUGCCGCUAUGAAUAGCAGCCGGGAGCGGGGAGGGGGCGGGGGGAGCGCCGGGGCUGUUUGUCACAUCCCGCCCCGUUUGGGCACCCGUGGCUCCGCACAUCCCUCGUUGGGAUCCGCCGUUCCCCGCCCUCCCCCCCCCCCAUGGCCUCUCUGUUCGCUGGGAAAGUGUUGAUCGUCAACAACAGGGACAGGGAUGAGGUGGAGACGGAGCGGGAGCGGUGUUCAGCCCUGGAGAACAGAGUGAUGCUGCUGUAUUUCGGGGCGGCGGAGUGCCCGCGCUGUCAGAGCUUCGCCCCACGGCUGAAGGAUUUCUUCGUCAGGUUGACGGAUGAGUUCUACGUGGAACGGGCAUCGCAGCUGUGUUUGGUGUACGUGUCCCGAGACGCCACCGCGCAGCAGGAGGAGGCCUUCCUGAGGUCCAUGCCCAGGAGGUGGCUGUCGUUACCCUUCAGGGAUGAGUUCAAGAGGGAACUGGAGCUGCGCUUUGUGGUGUCUGAGGUGCCCAGGGUGGUGGUGCUGAAACCCAACGGGGACGUCAUCGUUGGGAACGCCGUGGAUGAGAUCACCAGCAUGGGGCCUGCCUGCUUCCAGAACUGGCAGGAGGCAGCCGAGCUGGUGGACAGGAACUUCCGACUGGCAGAGGAUUUCGAUGAGUGUGCCAGGAGAAGCAUCACCGACCCCCUCCGCCGCCUCAAGUACAAACUGGGCAAGGGGGAGGAACCCAGGAGUGAAGAGCAGAAAGAGGACGGUGAUGAGUCCUCAUAAGGGGCUAAUCAGGACGUCCCUUGGGUUGUUGUCCCGGUGUGAUCAACUGGGGACAUCCCUUGGGUUGUUGUCCCAGUGUGAUCAACUGGGGACAUCCCAUGGGUUGUUGUCCCAGUGUGAUCAAUUGGGGACAUCCCAUGGGUUGUUGUCCCAGUGUGAUCAAGUGGGGACACCCCUUGGGUUGUUGUCCCAGUAUGAUCAAUUGGGGACAUCCCAUGGGUUGCUGUCCCAUUGUGAUCAACUGGGGACAUCCCUUGGGUUGUUGUCCCAAUGUGAUCAACUGGGGACAUCCCUUGGGUUGUUGUCCCAGUGUGAUCAAUUGGGGACAUCCCUUGGGUUGUUGUCCCAUUGUGAUCAACUGGGGACAUCCCUUGGGUUGUUGUCCCAUUGUGAUCAACUGGGGACAUCCCUUGGGUUGUUGUCCCAUUGUGAUCAACUGGGGACAUCCCUUGGGUUGUUGUCCCAGUGUGAUCAAGUGGGGACAUCCCUUGGGUUGUUGUCCCAUUGUGAUCAACUGGGGACAUCCCUUGGGUUGUUGUCCCAGUGUGAUCAAGUGGGGACAUCCCUUGGGUUGUUGUCCCAGUGUGAUCAAGUGGGGACAUCCCUUGGGUUGUUGUCCCAGUGUGAUCAAUUGGGGACAUCCUUUGGGUUGUUGUCCCAAUGCGAUUGACUGGGGACAACACCAACACCAGCAUCUCUCUUUCUUCAAAAAUUCUGCUAAAAUUGUGUUCAUUUUCUGAAAGUCAAAUCGUUCUGAAACGAACCCAUUCUGCCCCCUCGCGCGGCUCCUCGUGCUGUCUGUUGCUCAUUUAUGGGUUCUCCAUUCCACCACGAGGGGAAGAGCCAAGGAUUUGGAAACUCAUGGGAUGCGAAGGGUCUGGGCAAUGCUGGCAGGCAGACAGAGAGGCUGUGCAAGGGCAGCUGGUUCGACUCGUUUUCUCUCUUAAUCCUCUUUGCCUAGCAAGUCGGACAGGUAGGCGAGGAAUAAUCCCAUAAAACACAUGGUUGGGAGGGACUCUGCGUUAUAUACAUCCUUCUCCGGGUGCUCCCCGUGUUCUGUAUGGCACUGAGUGAAAAGAUGCAAAUAAAGCCUGGAAGUCCUUUCGGGUCACUUUAUCUGUGGAGGAGUCAAACUGUGCUGUCUGCUGUGCUCCGGUGGUCAUGAAUGGGGCAAUGAGAGACAGUGGGAGGAACAGAUAAUGAUUUUAAUGACAAAUAAUGAACAUGGAGAAAUGGGAAGGAGGUGGGGGGCAAUGUUUUCACCUCGAAUUGAAUGCUGAGGUCAUAAAUUGGCACAGUGUCAAUAGAAAGACACCCGACACUGGAAUUUAUUGAAAGAAAAAUAACAUAAAAGGUGGACUUUUACCAGCCCUACCCGUUGGGUUUUUAACCCAUUGGGUUUUUAACUCAUUGGGUUUUUCUCUGUUCAGAACCAAAAAUUGUUCUUUUCUUGGUUAUUCUGUGAAAACCCAACAAAUUAUUUGGGGAAAAAAAAAACAACAAAGCAAACCCACUGAGAAAAUGACACCGAGCAAAGCACAAAGUGAAGCAGGAAGCGUCACUGUGCCAACGUUCUAAUAAAGAGAAAUGAGGUCUUUGA